GUUCGGAGCUUGAUGGCCAGCCUCUUUCCUGGAGAGAGCGCAGAAUCCCUCCUCAGCAGCAAAGUUGGGGAUCUUACCAAAACACUCCUGGAUCGAAAACUGAAGUCUUUUCCCGGGGGGGAAGCCUUGCAGAGGCCUCUGAAAUCCGCAGGAUCCGAACCCCCAACCAAUGAGUAUGUUCAGAUUGUGAACCAGCAGGCCGAGACGUCAGUGGCCAAGGAGGAGGAGGUUUGUGAAGAAAAAAAGCUGCAAAAGAGACUGGCUGAAUGUCAGCAAAGCUCACACCAGGCAAACGAAGAGCUGAACGAAACCCGUCAAAACAAGCCAACUCUGGAAUCCAAAACCAUCUGGGUAGAGCCCUGCUCUCGUCCGCCUCCCAAGGAGUGCCCCAAGGAACCGUACUGCUGGAGGAAAUCCUAAGAAGGCGUCGGUCAGUUUUAGGCCUGUCCAAAGCAUUGCCUGGGGAUCGAACUCCCCCCCCCUUGCUUUUUCUCCCAAAAAUAUCCUGAAUUUCUAGGGAAUCAAGCGAACAGGUUUCUCUAGUCAAAUGCCUUGUUGGCUUAACACCACCCAAACAAUCUGGAUUCACCGCGAAAAGAUUUAGGAUCCCUUGGCCUGAUUUUGCUCGGCUAAGAGAUUUCGUUUUUUUGUAACCAAGAGCCCGAAAUCUUGGAAAGGGAGUGUGAUGCCAUCCCUCUUUCCUUUCAAGGCCCUGAGUGACUUGUGGUUCACACACCUCCAGGGAAAAGUCUACCCAGCGGGAUGAAGCAAGUUACCACCGGAAUAAAUCUUUUCCCCCUAAUAAUUGCUUGGAAUAUUGGAAAACUGCAAGCGGGAAAAAUGCAACUAACUUCUGUUGCAUUAUAUAUAUUUUUAGACUCUGGGAAAGGCUUGGUAUAUAAAGUUGUGCUUUCCCUGCUUUUCGUUUCAAUAAAGCAAACUUUUCGAAG
Messenger RNA from Thamnophis sirtalis, 950 nucleotides. Lineage: Eukaryota; Metazoa; Chordata; Lepidosauria; Squamata; Natricidae. The record is from RefSeq and is a predicted model, not a curated record.